Cariama cristata (Red-legged seriema) is the source of this 1062-nucleotide messenger RNA. RefSeq names its product platelet-activating factor receptor (gene PTAFR). The record is from RefSeq and is a predicted model, not a curated record. Gene Ontology annotation, biological process: chemotaxis; G protein-coupled receptor signaling pathway. The coding region runs from base 1 to 1062 and encodes 353 amino acids. The transcript has a single exon. Gene Ontology annotation, cellular component: membrane. Lineage: Eukaryota; Metazoa; Chordata; Aves; Cariamiformes; Cariamidae. Gene Ontology annotation, molecular function: platelet activating factor receptor activity; G protein-coupled purinergic nucleotide receptor activity.
AUGUCUGGAAAGGGUAAAGGUGGUGCUGAAGGUAGUGCUGAUUCCUACAUUUCAUGCCACAUAGACUCUGAGUUUCGCUACAACCUCUUUACUGUUUUCUACAGCAUCAUUUUCAUUCUGGGCUUUAUUGCCAACUGCUAUGUGCUCUGGAUUUUCAGCCGUAUUUACCCCACCAAGAAACUCAAUGAAAUCAAGAUAUUCAUGGUGAACCUGACAGUAGCUGACCUGCUCUUCUUAGUCACGAUGCCAAUGUGGAUUGUUUACUAUCACCACCAUGGAGACUGGAUCAUGCCUGAAUUCCUCUGUAAUGUGGCUGGCUGUUUAUUUUUUGUUAACACCUACUCUUCUGUUGCCUUUCUGAUGGUCAUUACGUACAACCGUUACCAAGCUGUGACUAAUCCCAUUAAAGCUGCUCAGUUUACCACCCAGAGAAGGGGUAUCUACUUAUCAGCAGCUAUCUGGAUCAUAAUAGCAGGCAGCUCUUUGUAUUACCUUUUUGACAAGAAUACUAAUCGGGAGGAGAUCGACUCGAAGAAUUUCACACGGUGCUUUGAGCGCUAUAGCAAUUCUAGCAAUGUUUCAGCUGUUCUCGCCAUUCACGUCAUCAUUUGCAUCCUCUUCUAUAUCAUUUUCCUUUUUAUACUAGGCUGGAACAUCAUCAUUAUCAGGACCCUGUUCUCCAAAUCAGUACAGCCACGGAAGAGUGCUCACGUCAAGCAAAGGGCGCUCUGGAUGGUUUGCACAGUGCUGGCUGUUUUCGUCAUAAGCUUUGUACCUCAUCACAUAGUGCACCUGCCCUGGACCUUGACUGUUCUGGAGCAGUGGAAGAAGGAAAACUGUCAGUUGCGACAACAACUCAACGAUGCUCACCAGGUGACUUUGUGCCUCUUGAGUACAAACUGUGUGCUGGACCCUAUCAUCUACUGCUUCCUCACCAAGAAAUUCCAGAAGCACCUUUCAGAAAACCUGAAAAGCAUGAAAGGGAGUCGCAAGUGCUCCAGGCAAACCACAGACACAGUGAUUGAGGGCACCAUUCACCAAGAGGAAGCCAUUAGGAUCUAG